GUGACGUUUCGAGUUGGGGUCCCGGAUGUAGUUGCGCAUUCCCUGAGGCACUGUUGCUGGCAUUUUCUUCGGGAGUGUCCCGGCGCCGGCUGCAUCCACGUUCCUCUGACGCCCUCUCAUCUCCUCUGGCCUGAGGCUCUGAGUUCUACUCUCCCCCAGCUGUGCUCUGAUCCACUUUUACAAGAUGAGCACCACCAAUGUGGAUGAUGCUAAACCAGAAGAUGUUAAACAAGAAUCUGAGAAAAAGAUAUUUUAUUGUGAGGUUUGUAAAGUUCCAUGUAUGAGUUCUAUAAGCCUUCAGUCACACUUCCGUGGAGCAAAACAUAAAAAGAAAGAGAGAGCCAUGAAUGCUUAUCGUGCUCCUGCUCCAGUGAUAUAUGAAACACAGAGACCAGUUAAGCGGAAGCUUACAAAGGACAUAACCUGUCUGAAAGAUUUUAUGAAAGAUCCCAAAAGAGAGGAACCUCUAGUUGGUUUAGAACAUGUGGUCGAAAUCAGAUUUGAAGGGAGGAGAGAGCCACAUUAUGAAUGCAAACUGUGUGAAUUUAACACGGAGAUGGCACCUAUGAUAGAACAUCUCAGUGGCUAUAAACACAGAAGAGCAUAUAUUUCUAAAGAAUUUCCAGAUAAAAUGAAGAAAAACACACCAGGUGUGAAAGAGGACAAAGUCUCAUUUCUCAGACGGAUAGCAAGAGAGAUAGAAAAGGCUGAAGGUUUAAAAAUGUAUAAGACUGAAGGUUAUACAAGACCCAGUAUAUCUUGUAAGUUUGUGAAAUUACCCUCGUCAUCAAAGAAAAAAUCAAGGUGGGAAGAGGAUUACAAGCCUGAGAAUGAUCCAGUUCGAAAGCAGAAAGCCCUAGAAUACUUGGAAACUUUUCGGGUCACCUCAGACACAGAAGCAACUCUGGUAAUUAGUAUUACACAAGAGCUGACUGAAGCUUUGAAGACCUUUUGUAAAAAGAAAGCAGCUGUCAAUUAUGCCAGCAGCCUGAGGCCAUUGAUGUCAAUAUCUCAAGAUGAGCUUUCAGCAGGAAAAAACAUCCAAAAACCAUACAAGUCUUAUGAAAAUUACAAAGGCAAUUCAGGAAAUACUAACUGGAAUCAAGAUUUUUCAUCUCAAAGACCUGAACAGGAACAAUUUACAUCACAAUUGGAUGCAGACACUUCAUUCACCAUUGCCAGUUCAUAUAGUUACCAAACAGGUGAUGGAUCAUCCUCAUAUGGACUAAAACCUAAUGAUUCUGCAACAAUGGCUGCACUCAGUAAUUCAUUUGCCCUUCAGACGGGAGGCUUUGCUACUGGAAUCAAUGAAUGGCUGAAGCAAUUCAACCAAUCUGCUUCUGUAUCCUCCCAGUCCACUUCAGUUGGAGGCACCUCUCCCUACUUCACAUAUUCAGGGAGUGGGUAUUCAACAGAAUACAAGUCUAAUAGUGCCCAAGGAAACAAAACUACAGCACCUGAUAACAGAAUGGCUUAUGGUGUUGGAGGUACAAAUUGGAAGAGUCAAAGAGCAUUUACAAAUACAAGGAAUUUACCUGACCAGAGAUCAUCCUAUUCUGCUUCCUCUGCUACAUAUCCUUCAUCUGGAGGAUAUUCGACAAACUACCCUUUACAAGGCUGUUCAUCUUACUACGGAGGUGGGUCUUCAAAUUCCACUUCUUCAUCAAGAGGUGGUUCUAGUUGGUCAGAAGAAUCAAGAUAUCAGAAAUCAGAUUUCAAGACUGAUUCGGCCUCAUUUCGUUCCUCCUCUUCUGUCCACAAUUCAUACAGAGAUUACCAACAACAAAACAGAGAGUCAGAUAAGAUGUUUGAUGAAGAUGCCAGUGGUCUUACUCCCAACAUUCUGCAUAGACUUCAAGGAAAGGAUGUACCUACAAUGACCAGAAUGCUCAAGCAGCUGACUCCAUAUUAUCCAGCACUUCAAAAAAUCAAUAUUGAAACAUUAGUCAAAGCAUUAAUUAAAACUAGAGAAAUAAAUUAAGAAGAUAAAACAGCUGAACUGGAACUGAUGAACAGAACACUGAAGAAUCUUCACUUCAAGUUUUUAGGAAACAAACUCAACAGUUUAGUUUUGGAUGUGGUUUUUUUGGUUUUGUUUUUGUUUUUUGUGGAAGGGGAUAGGGUUUAUGUUUUUAGUACAGUAAAAAUGUAGUUGGAGCACAAAUUAUUGUCAUGGAGAUUAAUAUACUGUUCAGGUAUUUUUAUGCAUUUGUUAAAUAUUUUUAGUAGAUUGCACUGGAAACUCUUCGUUUUUGAGGGGCUGGUUAAUAUUAAUCACCCUUUUCCAAAAAGUUUUUGUAUGUUACAAUCCAUUUAGGAAGAAUAUUCACUGAAAAUAGAGUUCCAUUGCAUGAAAAAUACAGAAAUGCAUUACUUCACAUAUAAACCAAUGGCCAGUUCUUCUAAUUUUAGACUUUAUAACGAGUUAGGAUACUUUUUAGAAGUGACUAUACUGAAUUUCUUUUUGGAACACAUUAAAAUGAUGGGCCCUAAACAAAAUGUUUCUCCUCCUGUGGACUUAAAAUGUGCUCUUAAAUAAUAAAAUGCAAACACUUGUUAGUGGAAAAACUUAACCAAUUUUAUUUUUAAUUUGUAAAAAUGCGCACACAUAUGGAAAUACAACCAGAAUUCUAUUGUAUAGAAUAGCAUUCUGCAUUUUCAAUUUUUAUUUGUAAAAAUAAUAAUCGGGGCAUUUUGCAGUGUUUAUUUUCCAAACAUUAAAACCA
Terrapene triunguis (Three-toed box turtle) is the source of this 2726-nucleotide messenger RNA. RefSeq lists its product as uncharacterized. NCBI's taxonomy places the organism in Eukaryota, Metazoa, Chordata, Testudines, Emydidae. The transcript is spliced from 17 exons. Bases 185 to 1981 code for a protein of 598 amino acids. Gene Ontology annotation, molecular function: single-stranded RNA binding; zinc ion binding; double-stranded RNA binding. The record is from RefSeq and is a predicted model, not a curated record. Gene Ontology annotation, cellular component: precatalytic spliceosome.